ACAUUUCCGACCCAUAUCCACAUGACGAACAGCGUAUGACUAGGAAUUUAUAAAACAACGGAGCCCUCUCACUGGCAGUCGAUAUACGGCGUACAUCCUUUAUUACUGACCUUAACAUGUAAGACCCUACAUGAGUUACAUGGUUUUAACAUGUAGAAGAUUUUGAUGUUUGAAACGCAUUACAAUUCAUUUUUACUAGCAAAAUCCGAGAAUUAAUUUUAGCAUUCUUUUUAUUGUACCAACUCAAAAGCCAUGGAGCGGUCUCGAGAUGUUCUACCGUACAAUUAGCUAACAACAGAUGAUGGCCACAACGCAGGCAAUACACGGGAAUGUCUCGGACACAUCUUUUUCCCAAAGUGGGUAUGAUUUGGAAGUUUAUGACAACGGGCACUUUUACGGCAUCCAUCUUUCGGCGUUGCUUUGCAUCCUGAUCAGUUUUCUGUGUGCAGUGACUGUUACCAUCGCAUCCUUUACAAAGCGAAAGACCAAUUUUUUCACAUGGUCGAAGAGUGACCGUUUCGUCGUGUACAUUGCUAUUUGCGAUAGCCUCUUCAACAUCGCACAUAGUUUAGACCACACCCAUGUACUCGUUACUAAAUCUCAUGUCAAGCCCAAACAACUCUGUGCCUUUUAUGGAUUUAUUUUGUCCGAAUUUUUGAGCGCACAAAUUUUCAUGAUCAACUUGGUAGCCAUCAAUGCGUUUUGCUUAAUGUUUUUCAACAAGGAUAUUCCAUUUGGAAAGUGGGACCAUCGUCUAUUAAUAUGGACUUUCGGAGCACCUCUCCUUGCUUCUAUAGUUGCAGUGUCUUUGAACCAGUUCGGGCCGAACACAGUCUUUUGUUUCAUGGACGCCAUUAGGGGAAAGCUGAUGAACACAGUCUACCUGACCAUUCCAUUGCUGAUCGUCUUCUCGGUCAAUUUGGUGUUGUACGGACUGACUUACUGGCGACUUAAAGUGGGAGCUACGAAGUUCAAAGGCUCCAGAAUGUCGUCUCGGACCAGGCGCGUGGCGAGAAACAUGAUUUUGUUUCUCCUGGCGUUUUUUGUUCAGUAUUGGGCCGCAGCUCUGUUCGGCGCGUACCAGUUGUUCACUGAUGAUAUUCCCACCGUCAUCUAUUACUUUCUGACAACAUUCACGAAUAUUGGCGGAUUUCUGAACGGGUUGGUAUACAUCGUCAUACGUCGUCGGUUCCUCCAUCGAGACAAAAGCGGCGAAAAGACAUCUGUAGACAGGCUUAACAGGUCGGGCGAUGCAAGUCCUAGCGCAAUGAGACAUAUCAAGAUUAAGAAACAGGAGGGAGACAUCGUGAAGUCAAAGGACAACAUACUUUCGCCUGAAUCUUCUUCUACGAUUCAUCAACAUGAAGAAGUGUAGAUAUGUAUUAUAACAGUUGUAGCAACAGACAUGUAUCUGCCGACACUUGUAGUAAUCACAGGGACCUGAUGAUUCCUUACAACUAUACAUGUAUGUGAACCUAAACGGAGAGGUUCACAGUAAUUUUACACGUUUUCGGGGUUAGAUCCAUUUUCGGUAAACAUUAUGCCAUCAUCGGCACAGACUUCCCCCCGAAAAUGGAACUAAACCCCAAGAACGUGUAACAUUACACUGAACAUCUCAGUUAAGGUCGUAAUAUAGCUGUAAAGAAUGUUCACGUCCCUGUAGUAGGCAUGUAAAUGACUUAGGUUAAAGUCAUCCUGUCCGCUUUCCUGAAACAGGCUGCAGUUGUUAAAGAACAUAAUUGUAUUACAUCAGUUGUUAAAGAACAUACUUGUAUUACAUCAGUUGUUAAAGAACAUAAUUGUAUUGUUAAACAAUUAUAUUGUGCCUUUAUAGAUUUUAAAAAGACUUUUGAUAGUGUUUGGAGAAUAGGCUUUUGGAACAAACUUUUGGUUAAUUUAUUACAAAUAUGUACAAUGACAUUAAGGCUAUAGUGAUGAAAGAUGGCGUAUUCUCGAAUGUAUUCCCAUGUAGUUCUGGGGUCCGGCAAGGCGAUAAUCUUUCCCCGUUUUUAUUUUCACUUUUUCUUAAUGAUUUAGAAGAUUUUAUGAAAUCACGUUACUGUAAGGUCUGUCUAAUAUAAACGACCAGCUAGAGGAGGAAUUACAUGUAUUACUGAAGCUUUAUGAAUUUUAAAGAAUUCCCGAUGGCCUUGAUUUUACAUACAACGGUACUGUUAUAGGAAUAGCUAAGGAUUUUAAAUACAUUGGGGUUUAUUUUACUAAAACUGGUUUGACACAGUUCAAUAUUAAACAACUGUAUGGUAAAGGUUUAAAAGCAAUGUAUGGUGCUAUUUCAAAAAUGUAGGGAUCAUAAUUUGUCAAUAGAUUGUCAAUUUGAUAUAUUUGACAAAGCCAUCAAACCUGUUGUUUUAUAUGGAUGUGGAGUUUGGGGUUUCUGUAACUAUGAACUUAUCGAACGUUUACAUUUAAAAUUUUGCGAACACAUAUGUAAUGUUAAAACGUCAAAACGAACUUUAUGAUAUACGGAGAACAUGGAAAGUUUCCGCUAGAUAUUAAUGUCAAAGUAAGAAUGGUCGGCUUUUGGGCUAAAUUGACAAAAAACAACCAGAAUAAAUUAAGUAAUAAACUGUUAGCAAUUUUAUCAAAUGAAUCAUCAUGGCGAAAAUAUGAGAAAAGUAUUUUUGAAGAAUGCAGUCUGAUACAUAUAUUUAAUAGUCAAGAGUUUCCAAGUAUACAUUGGCUAAAGAGUACCAUAUUUUAUAAACUAAAAAGAAAAUUUAUAUCAAACUGGAGGAAUGAAAUUUAUACUUCUCCUAAAGGAAUCAAUUAUAAAAUAUAUAAAUACGAACUUUGUUUAGAAAAGUACUUACUAGAACUCCCUCCGAUUCUCAAUAGUAUGCAUAAACAUAUGUCCAGAUAUUGUGAAAAACCAAACACAUUUAAAUAUCAUACAUUAUUCAAUUAUGUAACACAACAUGAAUUGACAUCAUUGGCUAAAUUUAUU
Mizuhopecten yessoensis (Yesso scallop) is the source of this 2965-nucleotide messenger RNA. RefSeq lists its product as uncharacterized. Gene Ontology annotation, cellular component: plasma membrane. The transcript has 2 exons. Bases 299 to 1375 code for a protein of 358 amino acids. The record is from RefSeq and is a predicted model, not a curated record. NCBI's taxonomy places the organism in Eukaryota, Metazoa, Mollusca, Bivalvia, Pectinida, Pectinidae. Gene Ontology annotation, molecular function: G protein-coupled receptor activity. Gene Ontology annotation, biological process: adenylate cyclase-activating G protein-coupled receptor signaling pathway.